Messenger RNA from Ochlerotatus camptorhynchus, 2054 nucleotides. RefSeq lists its product as uncharacterized. Bases 143 to 1915 code for a protein of 590 amino acids. The record is from RefSeq and is a predicted model, not a curated record. Lineage: Eukaryota; Metazoa; Arthropoda; Insecta; Diptera; Culicidae. The transcript has 9 exons.
AACGUUGUUCUGGGGAAUGCUAACAAAAUUUUAAAUACGUCUUUUAAAAAAAGCUUAAUCCUUUUUUAAUACAAAAUUACAUCAAAGAUUAGUCUCAAAACUUGUCGGAAACAGUUUCUAUAAAGUGACAAAACAGUUGACCAUGGAGAGCGAAGUUAAGGAAGAACCACCAUUUGAAAUUGUCUUCCAAGAUGUAGAAGAACCAGAUAUCAACAGUUUUGGUGCUGGAACAAGCCGUCACAGGAAGCGGCAACUUCCACAAAACGUGGAUGCCUCAUUCCGUCUUCCGGAUGUAACGAGCAGCUCUAUCGAGGCAAUGCAUUUCAUGCUGCGGCAGUGGGGUUUGGAAGCCCUGGAAGAGAGAUUUGACGAACAUCUGAUUGACAUCAAUGUGUUGGAUUACAUCUUGGACGUCGACAUUGUUGAGUUGUGCCGGAAUUUACCGAUCCGCUACAGGCUGGUGCUGCGCCGUAAUAUUCAGAAUAAGUACUAUAAGCGGAAUAUUGUUGCUGCCAGUCAGUCCAAAUCGAAGGCAAAGCGUUCCAGGCAAACAAUUAUUACGUUUACCAAAGAUCCUACUGAAACGCCAUUGGAUUCUUCUGAAAAGGGAAACACACAAGCACAAAAUUCUUUUGAAGAUACACCACCAACCCAUUUUGUAUCAGUUGACUCAGCGCAGCUGGAUGAUCACGACUCUGACGGAACUGAGUCAGGACAGGAAGAUGAGUCCAUCCGCUCAAUUCUAGUCAAGGAUCCCAGAUUUCGACCGGUUCUGGCACUCUUGGACCAGGAGCUGGUUCCUGAUUCCGCCGGGUUGUGUCAUAUGAAUCGCCUUCUGACGAAGCAUUUCUUCGAGGAAAGAAUUAUGAUUGAGAAGAGGUACCCAAAAAAGCAAGAAAAACAUGAUUUGGCACUUAAAAUACUCGAAGCCUUCCCCCACCUCGAGAGAACUCGUGUUAAUUCGGAUGCACCAAAAGAGUCGUACUUUUUCUGGGUAACCGGUGGAAAAGGCAAAGGUCCCCACACUGGACUAAUCGAAACUCGGACGUCAAACAUGCGAAAGGAGGUACCUCCCGAAGAACGCCGCUACCAACGACGCAAAGAAACGGUCAACUACAUUCUGUCCGAUAGCAUUCGCGAAUGCGCGACGGAGAUAGCAUCGUUGGCUCCGUUGCCACAGAAUGAGGAAACUAUCGCAAACGGUAUGGCCGAAUGCAUCGAUCUUCACUCAUGCAUUCUUCAGCAAGGCGAAUCUAAUCCUAUCGAAACUUUACUCGGCACAUUUCCGCAUUUGUUGGCCUAUGGCGGCAAAAUGAUUCUACAAGUAUUCCAGCGUUUGCACACCUUUUAUAAUUCUUCGGCUGAUUUGGACAACUUUUUGCGCGUGGGAUUGCUACUAGACGCAAGCUCCUUUUGUUCGGUUGAGAACAAGUACAUCAAAGGCGCACUUCGAAUGAUGAAAAAGUUAGUUAUGAACGGCAAAAAAGAAGAGGCUGAUGAUAUGUCGUCAGAUGAAGCAGAGGCCUCACCCCUUAUUAGAUGGUUGAAGCGUAAGGAAAACGAGUUGGACGUUGCAGUUGUUCAGCGUCACAUAUCGGAACGUUCCUAUCUUGCUCCCCAUAUUGUUUGUAUAGCGGACGUUUUCAAGGAGGGAAACUUGUUCGUAGUAUUCCAGGGAAAGUUUAUCCCAUGCGGAAAAUCCGCGACCCAUGCUCUGGACGUAUUUUUCAAGAUGUUUGCAGUCUUUGGUAUUCCGGUUCCGGUUUUGCUCAGGAAGAUACACGAACUAAUGAUGGUGCAUCUAUGGAAAAUCUCCAACUCUUGCAAAAGCAUCACCGUGACAAGGCUCAUUUCCAGAUUGAAGGAAAUAGACGAAGCUUCUGACGAAUGUGGAUAUACAUAUGAUUCAACGUAGAAAUGAAAACGAAGAUUGAUUCGACAAAAUGAGCGACUUCUUAAUGAGAAAGAAUUGCGUCAUAUUUGUAUGUUUGUACCUUGCACACUUUCGAUUUUUAUGCAACACAGACUGAUUAACUGUAUCUGUCGUUUUUAUC